Messenger RNA from Jaculus jaculus (lesser Egyptian jerboa), 4923 nucleotides. RefSeq names its product CASK interacting protein 2 (gene Caskin2). The record is from RefSeq and is a predicted model, not a curated record. Lineage: Eukaryota; Metazoa; Chordata; Mammalia; Rodentia; Dipodidae. Gene Ontology annotation, molecular function: protein binding. The transcript has 20 exons. The coding region runs from base 518 to 4129 and encodes 1203 amino acids.
GCUGAGCCGGCCUUGGAAAAGGAGGAGAAAGGGGUGGGGGGGGGCAGUGGGAGCCAGCGUCCAGUGUGCCAGGGACCGAACUGAACCAGCCGGACCCCCGGCGGGGGCAUCCGGGAGAGACCCCCAAGACUAGUCCACCGCUGUUGUCGGAUUCUCAAGGGAAUGCUGACUGCUCUCUGGGCAGGCAUCAGUGCUUGUGAGCCAACCCAGGAAGAUUGGUGGACCCAGUCCCAGCCUAUCCCAGGCCAGUCGGAAGCUGCAGGCUGAUCUCCAUCCAGAUUUCCACAUAGCCUCUACCCCCUCCGAGACUGGCUUUCCUGCUUGUGGUGGCAGUUUGUGGAGCACCUUGAGGGAAUAUAUCAGCACCUGACAACGAUCCCACUGUGUAGGACCCCAGAUGUGCUCCCCCAGGACCGGGAGCCCUCCAAGGGGCUAAAGCAUGGCUCACUGACACUCAGUUGAAUCAGUCUCCCUGCCUCUCCCUGGACUGAGCCCAGAGCCUGGCCUAGUGGCCAGGAUGGGUCGUGAACAGGACCUGAUCCUUGCCGUUAAGAAUGGAGAUGUGACCUGUGUGCAAAAACUGGUGGCCAAGGUCAAGGCUGCAAAAACAAAGCUCCUUGGAUCCACGAAGAGGCUUAAUGUCAACUAUCAAGAUGCUGAUGGAUUCUCCGCUCUCCACCAUGCUGCCUUGGGGGGUAGCCUAGAGCUCAUAGCCUUGCUGCUGGAGGCUCAAGCCACUGUUGACAUCAAAGACAGCAAUGGCAUGCGUCCCCUGCACUAUGCAGCCUGGCAGGGCCGCCUGGAGCCUGUGAGGCUGCUGCUGCGGGCCUCUGCUGCCGUCAAUGCUGCCUCGCUGGACGGGCAAAUCCCUCUUCACCUGGCUGCGCAGUAUGGGCACUAUGAGGUGUCAGAAAUGCUCCUCCAGCACCAGUCUAACCCAUGCCUGGUCAACAAAGCCAAGAAAACACCCCUGGACCUGGCCUGUGAAUUCGGGCGGCUUAAGGUGGCCCAGCUGCUACUGAAUAGCCAUUUAUGCGUGGCUCUGCUGGAGGGAGAAGCAAAAGACCCAUGUGACCCCAACUACACUACACCCCUGCACUUAGCUGCCAAGAAUGGUCACAGAGAAGUCAUCAGGCAGCUCCUGAGAGCUGGGAUUGAAAUCAACCGCCAGACCAAAACCGGCACGGCACUCCACGAGGCUGCACUGUACGGCAAGACCGAGGUGGUGCGGCUGCUCCUAGAGGGAGGUGUGGAUGUGAACAUCCGGAAUACGUACAACCAGACAGCGCUGGACAUCGUGAACCAGUUCACCACCUCCCAGGCCAGCCGCGAAAUCAAGCAGCUACUGCGGGAGGCGUCAGGGAUCCUGAAGGUCCGAGCACUCAAGGAUUUUUGGAACCUCCAUGAUCCCACGGCUCUCAAUGUUCGAGCAGGAGAUGUCAUCACGGUGCUUGAGCAACAUCCAGAUGGCCGCUGGAAAGGCCACAUCCAUGAGAGUCAAAGGGGCACAGACCGUGUGGGCUACUUUCCCCCUGGCAUCGUCGAGGUGGUCAGCAAGCGGGUGGGCAUCCCCGUGUCCCGUCUCCCCUCUGCUUCCACCCCACUGCGGCCAGGCUUCUCCCGGACACCACAGCCUCCCAUUGAUGACCCCUUGCACUCUCUUACCUAUGGCCAGCUCCCUCGGAUGGGCCUCAGCCCUGACAGCCCAGCAGGUGACAGGAAUAGUGUGGGCAGUGAGGACAGUGUGGGCAGCAUCCGCAGUGCUGGCAGCGGGCAGAGUUCCGAGGGCACCAAUGGCCAUGGCACUGGCCUCCUUAUUGAAAACGCUCAGCCACUGCCCUCGGCCAGUGAAGACCAGGUGCGAGUGGGACUGCAAAGCCCAUCCCUGGCAGGUAGGAAGGACAACCUGAGCCACCGCCCUUUGGCCAGCUACCGCUCUGGGGAGGUCUUCACCCAGGAUGUGAGGCCAGAGCAGCUGCUGGAAGGAAAGGAUGCUCAGGCCAUUCAUAACUGGCUAAGUGAAUUCCAGCUGGAGGGCUACACUGCCCACUUCCUGCAGGCUGGCUACGACGUGCCAACCAUCAGUCGCAUGACACCUGAGGAUCUGACAGCCAUCGGAGUGACCAAGCCUGGUCAUAGGAAGAAGAUUGCCUCGGAGAUUGCCCAGCUUAGCAUCGCCGAGUGGCUUCCCAACUAUAUCCCGAUGGACUUGCUGGAGUGGCUGUGUGCGCUGGGCCUGCCACAGUACCACAAACAGCUGGUGAGCAGUGGCUAUGACUCGAUGGGGCUGGUGGCCGAUCUCACCUGGGAGGAGCUGCAGGAGAUUGGUGUCAACAAACUAGGGCAUCAGAAGAAGCUCAUGCUGGGCGUGAAGCGACUAGCAGAGCUUCGCCGGGGCCUGCUGCAGGGCGAAGCCCUAGGUGAAGGUGGGCGCCGGCCGGCCAGGGGUCCAGAGCUGAUGGCCAUUGAAGGGCUAGAGAAUGGGGACGCUCCAACUGUGGCUGGCCCACGCCUCCUCACCUUUCAGGGCAGCGAGCUGAGCCCAGAGCUACAGGCAGCAAUGGCAGGGGGCGGCCCUGAACCACUGCCCCUUCCUCCUGCCCGUUCUCCCAGCCAGGAGAGCAUCGGCGCACGCUCACGGGGCUCUGGGCACUCACAGGAACAGCCUGUCCCCCAGCCCAGCGUUGGAGAAUCUAGCGCCCCACAGGAAAGGAACCUCCCAGAGGGUACAGAGAGGCCCCCUAAGCUUUGCUCCCCACUUCCUGGCCAAGGAUCUGCCCCUUAUGUUUUUAUGUACCCCCCGGGCUCACCCUCUAGCCCAGCCUCAGGACCACCUCCUGGUGCACCCCUGGCCUUCUCUUACUUGGCUGGUUCCCCAGCCCCUCCUCCAGACCCACCCAGGCCCAAGCGCCGGUCCCACAGCCUGAGCCGCCCUGGCCCUGCCGAGGGUGAGUCUGUGGGAGAGGCCGAAGGGUCAGUGGGCAGUGCCUUGGGCAGUUAUGCCACCCUUACCCGGCGACCGGGACGCAGCACCCUUACUCGGACCAGUCCUAGCCUGACCCCAACUCGAGGGACCCCUCGCAGCCAGUCCUUUGCCCUCCGGGCCCGUCGUAAAGGGCCCCCGCCUCCACCCCCCAAGCGCCUCAGUUCAGUCUCUGGUCCCACGGAGCCGUCUUCAUUGGAUGGGAGCACAGGGUCCAAGGAAGGGGUCACAGGGCCCCGGAGGAGAACACUGAGUGAACCAACUGGCCCCUCAGAGCCCCCCGGCCCUCCCACCCCUGCUGGCCCUGUGUCAGACACAGAAGAGGAGGAGCCUGGCCCUGAGGGGACACCCCCAUCACGGGGCAGCUCAGGGGAAGGGCUGCCAUUCGCAGAGGAAGGUAACUUGACUAUCAAGCAGCGGCCAAAACCAGCUGGCCCCCCAUCCCGAGAGACACCUGUGCCCCCUGGCCUUGACUUCAACCUCACAGAAUCGGACACUGUCAAGCGGAGGCCUAAAUGCAGAGAGAGAGAGCCGCUCCAGACUGCACUGUUGGCAUUCGGGGUGGUGGGUGACACUCCCAGCCCCUCUGGCCCCCUGGCCUCCCAGACCCCCUGUGAGUCCCCCUCAGCUUCCUCCAGCCCCCCUCAGCCUGAGCCCAGCAGCCUUCCAACUCAAGAAGCCCCAGCCCCUCCUCUGAGCCCCGUAGCACAGCCCCCCGAGCUUCCAGGGCCCUGCGCUGGGCUGGCUGUGGAAAACUCAACAGGCAGCCGGCUGAGCGUGGAGACUGAGCCAGCAGCGGCCCCUGCCACCCUCCUCAAGGUGCCUGGAGCAGGAACAGCACCAAAGCCUGUGUCUGUGGCCUGUACCCAGCUGGCAUUUUCUGGCCCAAAGCUGGCUCCCCGGCUUGGCCCCCGCCCAGUGCCCCCUCCAAGGCCUGAGAGCACUGGAUCUGCGGGCCCAGGCCGGGCCCAACAGAGACUGGAGCAAACCAGCUCAUCCCUGGCGGCUGCACUGAGGGCCGCUGAGAAGAGCAUUGGUGCUGAGCAGCGAGAAGGCCCCCCAGGGACCUCCACCAAACACAUUCUGGAUGACAUCAGCACCAUGUUUGAUGCCCUGGCUGACCAGUUGGAUGCCAUGCUAGACUGAGCAAGACUAGCCUGUGACUCCGUGUCCACAGUGGCCUGCCAGCCUUCACUACCUGUAACCCAUCAUGGAAGAGGCCUCUACCAGCCAAGGAAGAGGCAGCUGGCCGAUUGGGCUGAAGUAUCCCGCGCCAGAAGUAGCUGAGGGGACUUGUCCAAACCUGACUAGCUGAGGGCCUCUGUUGUGUGAUGACCAAGCCCCUCCCAUGGAGACUGCAGCUGCACAGCCGUGCCACUGGCCAGGGACCCCGGUGAGGACUUCUCUCCUCUAGGAGGAGGCAACGACAGGGCUUCUGGGGUACUCCUACACCUUCCUGCCCGGUGUCUCAAGUCCCUGUGCCAAGGGAAUGCCUCUGGCUCCUUGCCAAGCUGCCCUGGUGCUCUGAGAGGCCGAGGAGGCAGUGCAGUUGGCUGGUCCCCUCCCCACAGGUGUACAUAGGAUAUGUAAAUACACAGCAGAGGCCUGUCCUCCAGGGAGUGGCCAUGCUCGUCAGUUCCUGUCCCUGCUCCUGCUAGCCCAUACUGGGAGGCAGUGAGAUUAACAGAUCUCCAAUGUCCAAACUUUUUCAACUGUAAAUAUUAUUUUUCAAGCAGACAGAAAUGCUUAUAUUUUAAAAGGAAUUUAUUCUAUCUAUUAACUGCUUAAGAGGAUGCAGUGGAGGAAGGCCUUUACACAACAACAGAAGCACCCACUGCCUACCUCUAGCUAGAGGCCUCAUCCAGUUGGCCCAGGCCCAGGCUCUGUAACCAUUAACCUCUUCCCCCGACUAACACUAAUGAAAGUGCCAUACCACGUGA